Rodentolepis nana is the source of this 1059-nucleotide messenger RNA. The record is from the annotation of a GenBank genome assembly. NCBI's taxonomy places the organism in Eukaryota, Metazoa, Platyhelminthes, Cestoda, Cyclophyllidea, Hymenolepididae.
AUGACAGAUUGCGCCAAUCAUUUGCAAGAAGACCUCGAAACGAUUAAAGCUCACAGUGAUCUGUCUGUGCUACUUCUGGUAAUUAUUUUGACAUUGAUUCUUGUGCCCAAAUUACAUAAAACUGCAAUUUCUAGAAAGGAAAUUGCCUUCGAUCACACAUUCAACCUCAGUUUAAUUACUUGGCCCAACCUUACCAGACCAAAUGUUUCCACAAAUGCGGAGUUGAGCAAAUUUGGUCCUCUUGAAAUGAAAAUUAGUGUCGGCCAACAGCGAACAUUAGAGAUUCUAUUAGAAGUAUUCAAAAAGGCAAUGGCAGAUAUCAAUUUGGAGGGUCUAUGGUUUGUCGACAGUGGAACACUUCUGGGAUCUAUCCGACAUCACGAUUUGAUACCUUGGGAUGACGAUGCUGACAUUAGAUUGGAUGUCAAAUAUCGUCCAGUGGUUCAAGCUGCUCUGAAGAAACUCGCUCCCAAAUUCCUCACUUACAAAGGGGCUGGGCAUGAUAAACUCUUCUUUGCUCCAUUUAAUGCCUCAACAAAUGUCACUCCCAAAUCAAUUGGCAGUCAUGCCUUUGUCAAACAUCCAUGGGCAUGGCCAUUCAUCGACAUUCUUUACUAUGAGGAGUACCAACCCCACAAAUUCAAAAAUUACAGAGAUUAUCCUAUAAGAUAUGCCCAAAGUGAUAUAUUUCCCUUGAUAUAUCGGCCAUUUGGAAAACAGUGGCUGCCGUCACCGAGACGACCUAUUAGUUACUUGAAAGCCCACUACGGUAACAAGGAACAAGGUUGCAAAUCUCACCGUUUCUUACACGCCACAGAGAGUGGAGCUAAGGUAGUAGUUGAGGAUUGCGCGAAUCUGUUGGACAAAUAUCCCUUUGUGCAUCGAUGUCGUGUUCCCAAACGUGAGAGGAGAAAACAGCACUCUGAACUAUGUGAUGAAUAUCUGGUGAAUGGAAGUGGACAAGUCAUUCACAAAAUUCAUCUUCCACUUGAUGCCGAUGAAUGCAAAUCUCCAUUCUACACAGCCAGACACAAAUCUUUCAGAUGUCCGUGGUAUUGA